This is a messenger RNA of [Candida] anglica, 1806 nucleotides long. The record is from the annotation of a GenBank genome assembly. Lineage: Eukaryota; Fungi; Ascomycota; Pichiomycetes; Serinales; Debaryomycetaceae.
AUGACAGAUAUAGAGAGUCAACAAAUCAGGCGCAAAAAGACGAAAAGAGCAUGUAAUCACUGCCAUAAGGCACACAUGACGUGUGACACGGGCAGACCUUGUCAGCGAUGUGUGCAGCGAGGUCUUGCUGGCAGCUGUGAGGAUGCGCCUAGAAAGAAAAAGAAGUACUUGGCGGAUGUCCCACCUACAGUCUUAUCACAAGCUCACUAUCAAUCAACGGCACUUCAACCUAGCAACACUACACCUGCAAGUUAUGUUGGCACUGGAAAUGACAAUAAUAAUAAUAAUAAUAAUAGUAUUAAUAAUAAUAACAGUCAUAGUACGGACAACACAAUCGGUUCGUUGGUACCUAGAAGAUCUCAAAGUCAUGAUAUUGUCAUGGGAGGACUGGGAUUUCCAAAUCAUCAACUAUUUCAACAAACCCCAUCACUCCCACCACCAAUUACAUCGAAUUUAAAUCAGUUGGGUGCGCCAGUGACGAUUCCUGGAACUCAGCAUGGUACAAUACCACCCAUUGUCGCUCGAUCAUUAUCUCACUCUGUAUUACCUACAACUACGGUUGUAUCUCAUGACCUUAAUAAUGAUACUGUAAAACAAAGAAAAAGCAAUUUCCUUUCCUCGGCAGCAGAUCUUGAAUAUUCUACACUUUCAAGCAUUCUUCAAGAUAACUUCAUGCAUACAAACCAUUCGACAUCCACUGAAGCCACUCCUAAUUCUGUGAUUUCUCCAGUAGUAUCUCCUCAAGUAAAACCCAAGGUUGAAUCUAAUAGUGUGGAUGGAUUUGGUCAAUUAUAUCCUCAUGGACAAAGAUCGCCAUAUUUUUCAGGGUCUCCAUCUCCAACAACAAAUGGGAAUCAUCAUAAUAUUACUAAUGGGGAAAAUAAUGUUAAUCAUACUAAUAUUACCAACCCUUCAUUAUUGAACCCUUCAAAGACAGUUAUUCCCAGGAAAUCUAAUAAUGGGAGAGAAAUUACUAGUACCUAUACAUCACAUCUUAAAUGUGAUGAAAGUAUUAAUCAAUAUAUUUUGGGUCCAACUGGUUCAGAAGAAUUACAAAUGUAUCCUGAUAUCAUUAAUGCAAUUGAACAAAUGAAACAAAAUGAUCCUUCAGUUUAUCAUGAAAAGAAUAAGAGACUGGCACUUUCAUUUGCAGUUGGAGUGAUUUCAAAUCAAAGUCAAUAUAAAGAAACAACUGAUACUGAGAAUAGUAUGAAUAAUUUGGCAUUUAAAGAACCUGAAGAAAUAUAUGAAAAAGUAAAGAAACCAUUUUCUUAUACACCUGGAUAUCAUUUACUUAUUGCAUAUUUAAGGAAAAGAUUCCCUAAGGAAAUGUUGGUGAAAAUGGCAGAAUCAAUGGCAGUAUAUAGACCUUCAUUUAUUGCCACUACAAACUUAUUAAAGGAAGGAGAUUUAAUUUUCAUGGAACAAUGUUUCCAAAGAACACUUCUUACUUAUGAUAAUUUUAUUAGUGUUAGUGGUACACCAACCAUUGUUUGGAGAAGAACUGGUGAAAUUGCAUAUGUUGGUAAUGAAUUCUGUAUGUUAACUGGUUGGCCACGAGAAAUGUUAAUGUCUAAAAAGAAAACAUUUAUUGUUGAAUUACUUGAUGAUAAAUCAGUUUUAGAAUAUUUCCAACUUUUUCUGCAUAUUGCCUUUGGUGAUUUCUUGGGGGCUACAAUGACUGAAUGUACUCUUCUUACUCCUAAGAAAGACGUUAAGAUUAGAACAGGAUGUAUGUGGACAUUGAAACGUGAUGUAUUUGGUAUUCCCAUGAUGAUUAUUGGGAAUUUUCUACCAAUUUUAUAA